AUGGGGUCCAAGGGCAGCACCGUUAGGGCCUUGGUUGUAAUAAAUCCAGGCAAACCAACAGGACAUGUUCUUACUGAGAAAAAUCAGAAGGCAAUCAAAGUUGUUGAAGCUGAGAAAAAGGCACCAAAUGCAUACUACUGCCAACGUCUCCUCACUGCCAAACAUCCGAAAAUAUUGAAAAUACAUUCCAUUUGCUCUCAAGCUACCAUAGUUCCUAGAUCAAAUUUCACAUUCGAUUCUCAUUAUUCUGUUUACCUAUCUCCAAGCCAAUCAAUCUCCGUUUAUGCGGACUCAGAAAGAAAGUCUUCGGGUUCUCCGCUGAAAACAACGGAACUCCUCCAAAAUCUUUUGAUUAUCAUCGGCGCUGGCGUCGGUGGCCAUGGAACUGUGUUGCAUGUCAUUGAGAAGGGUUUGAAAACUGCAAUUAUUGAAAGAGAUGUGAUGGGGGGAACGUGUGUGAACAGAGGUUGUGUUCAUUCGAAAGCUCUCCUAGCUGUGAGUGGUAAGAUGCGUGAACUUCAGAGUGAGCAUCACAUGAAGGCUUUGGGUUUGCAGGUUUCUGUUGCUGAAUAUGACAGACAGGGAGUUGCAGACCAUGCAAAUAACCUUGCUUCAAAAAUUCGAAGCAAUUUGACUAACUCAAUGAAGGCACUGGGAGUAGACAUAUUGACUGGUGUCGGUACUAUUGUGGGUCCUCAAAAGGUGAAGUAUGGGAAGGUUGGUUUUCCUGAUAACAUAGUAACUGCAAAAGAUAUUAUCAUUGCCACUGGCUCCGUUCCUUUUGUUCCCAAGGGCAUUGAGGUCGAUGGGAAGACUGUUAUUACUAGUGGAAUUCAGUUUGCCACGGCUCAACUACCUCUUCUUGAACUUAUGGAUUGUGGGAUGACAAUAUGCGAUCCUGAUUCUCAGAAUCCACCUUCUAUCAAAAUUAUGACAGUGAAGUUUCAAAUGAUGCUUGCUGAAUUGAUGCAAUGA
Hibiscus syriacus is the source of this 975-nucleotide messenger RNA. Its product is annotated as dihydrolipoyl dehydrogenase 1, chloroplastic-like. Lineage: Eukaryota; Viridiplantae; Streptophyta; Magnoliopsida; Malvales; Malvaceae. Gene Ontology annotation, cellular component: mitochondrion; oxoglutarate dehydrogenase complex. The record is from RefSeq and is a predicted model, not a curated record. Gene Ontology annotation, molecular function: dihydrolipoyl dehydrogenase (NADH) activity; flavin adenine dinucleotide binding. The coding region runs from base 1 to 975 and encodes 324 amino acids. The transcript is spliced from 5 exons.